AUGGACAGCCAGUCGGCGGAAGACAAAGGCAAGUUGCCUGUCUGUGUUCCCAUCGCAGCCGUUCACAAUGACGCGCUUGUAGCCCACACUGCUCUCAAGCUGCUCGAACAAGCUUGCGCCGGUGCGAUCGACUGCCUCCGCCAGCCCAUCUCUAUACCCCAAGCGUCGACCGUUCCGUCCACCCACCGCCCCGCGCUCGCGGUCCUCCAUAAAGACUUCCAGGCGCUGCUCACGCUCGUCUACACCUCCACCACCAAGCCUCGCCGCUGCGCGACGCUCUUCGACCCGCACGGGCGCACGCUCGCCGCGGACGUCCGCCGGCGCGCGGGCGACGUGUGCGCGGGCGUGCGGGUGUUCGCCGCGGGGCUCGUGGGCGCCGCGACGGACGACCACCUGGUGCACGCGGGCGCGGUGCACGAGCUGGUGGAGCGGGCGCGGGAGGCCCCCGAGGGGAACUUGGCGGCGGUGAAGGAGAGGUGGCGGGCGGACCGGACGAUGAUGCGGGACUCGGCGGAGGAGGUCGACGCGAUGGUCGACGAGGGGCGGAGGGGGCGGCGAGGAGGAGGAGGGGGCGGCGAGGAGGAGGAGGACGGGUUCGGGGACGACGACCUGGACGCCGGGGAUGAGUGGGACGAACUUGGGCUCGGGACGAGCAAGCGGAUGUCGGCGGCGGAGCUGGAGCGCACCAAGAAGAUCCAGCCUUUGGUGCGCUUCGUGACGCUCUACCACAAACGAGUCUUUCCAGACGUGCUCAAUGCGCUCGCGGAAUCGCCAGCAGAGGCGUUCAACGCGCAGCUAGAUGCGCUGCCUUCGCUAAGCGACGCAACGGUCCGGUCUUUGGAGGAGGUCGUCGCUGCGCUUUAUGCCCCCCAGAAGUUGGAAGCUCUAGCAGAUGCCGUUGGGUCUAUGGCGUCCGCGAUCAAUGCCGUGCACGAAGUUGUGGCCACAGAUACUCUCACUCCGCCUCCCGACCUGACGCAAGCUAUGGGCCAGCUCAGUGUUGACGGGGCUUCGAGUUGCGCAACGUCGGUAAAGAAGACGAAAGAUCCAAGAAAAUGGUUCAGGCUUGUUUGGCGCAGAUACACAAAGUGA
Molecule: messenger RNA, 1092 nt
Organism: Epithele typhae
Lineage: Eukaryota; Fungi; Basidiomycota; Agaricomycetes; Polyporales; Epitheliaceae
Exons: 3
Coding region: 1-1092 (363 amino acids)
Biological process (GO): regulation of cell cycle
Cellular component (GO): nucleus
Source: RefSeq, a predicted model, not a curated record